CAUAAAAUAAUAUUAAAUGUCUAUGGUUCCAGAAUUAAACGUCCACUUUCAGGUUUAAUACCAUUUUUUUUACAUACAAUAAUAUUUGUUAUUUGAAUUGUAAUGAAAUUUGAUAUUUGAAAAUGGCUGGAUAUGAUUUCAAGUCUGAAGAGGAUGUGAAAGAAUUUCUUAAAAAUCUUGGUAUUGAAUAUCGUUUUGGAUGCUAUAGUGAAAAAAACCCGGAAGUAUGCCAUUUGUUGGGAGAUUACUUGGAAUCAAUCAAAAAGGAUUACGAAAAAGCAGCCACAGUUUAUAAAAGUAAUUGUGAUGAUUACAAGUAUCCUAAGAGUUGUUUGAAAUUUGGAUCAUAUAUGUUACUGGGUAAAGGAGUGAGGCAAUCUGACUACAAAUGUGCAUAUGAUUAUUUUAACAAAGGUUGUGAAUUAGGGAAUGAUGCUUCAUGUUUACACCAAGGCUUACUGAGUAUUUGUGAUAACGAGGAUAAAAGAUUAGUGAGAGAUGUAGCUAAGGGCAUGUCACUAUUAGAGAAGUCUUGUAAUUUGAAUAAUGCAAACGCUUGUUAUUAUCUUUCUGGAAUGUACAUAUCUGGAAUUAAGAAAGAAGAGAAAGGAGAAAACUUGCCAGGUCUUGAAAGCUACCAGGUACCAAAGGAUAUGAAAAAGGCUUUCGAGUAUGCUCUACAAGGUUGUAAUUUAGGAAACGUUUAUAGCUGCGCUAACUUGAGCCAGAUGUACAGAAAAGGAGAUGGUGUGGAAAAGAAUGCAGAAUUAGCAGAAAAAUAUAAAGCUAUAGCACUAGAUAUACAGGAACAAAUUACUAGUAAUAAAACACUUUCUUUCCAAGAAGGGCUUCCAGCUACAUGAAGUGUUCUAAUUCAACUCAAUAGUCAUACCAAACAUGUUUAAGUAUUAUCAAUGCUUAUUAUAAAUAAAAAUGAUUUAUCUAUUGGAA
Messenger RNA from Harmonia axyridis, 951 nucleotides. RefSeq names its product cytochrome c oxidase assembly factor 7 homolog (gene Coa7). The transcript has 4 exons. NCBI's taxonomy places the organism in Eukaryota, Metazoa, Arthropoda, Insecta, Coleoptera, Coccinellidae. Gene Ontology annotation, molecular function: protein binding. Gene Ontology annotation, cellular component: mitochondrial intermembrane space. The record is from RefSeq and is a predicted model, not a curated record. Bases 123 to 863 code for a protein of 246 amino acids.